AUGGACAUGGAAUGGCAGCCCAGCCAGCUACCCUAUGCCUCUGAGCAGUACGGCCCACAGAACUUGGCUGUCUCGCCAGGUAGAUGUCUCUGGGAGUGCUGUGAAUGUCCUGGAAGCCACUGCAAACCAUGGCUUGUCCUGACCCAGGUGUCCCGAGUGGUACAGGGUGAAGAGCCACCCGGAGCCAGCUCCUCACACUUUGCCUCCCGCUCUCCCUCAUUAGGUCCCUGCAGUGGUAGGGUGGCCUCACCACAGCUCCUCCCCAGGUCCCCCACUCCAGGAGUCCCUGCAGACAAAGGAGGUAGCCUGAAAUUGCAGCUCCUACCCCCAGUGCAGAAUAGUAAAUUUCCAGCACCAACCCCUGCCACCCAGUGGGGACCGAAGCCUCAGAAAGCAGGUUACCAGGCCUUCAAUGGCUAUGGAGCUGAAGCAGAACCCGGCUUCCACGGCCUCAAGCUGCAGAAAGUUGGUUUCCAUUAUGGAAAUGGAGCUCUGGAAGCUGGAAUUUUCCCUGAGAUCCUGCAGUCAGGGUUCCCCAUAGCCAGUAGUUUUAGGAAUGGAUUUGGGGAGGAGACUCGUCUGUAUCCUAAGACAACAGUUCCAACCCUACAGAGAAAUGGUCAGGCUGAAGCCCUGCAGGGCUCCCCCUGGCCAGCCCUCCAGCCCUGGGGGGCUGGAAUGAAGCCAGGCUAUGGAUAUGCAGGCCUUGGGAACCAAGCAGGACCCUAUGGGCACCUGGGGCCAGAGCUGGGACUGGAACAUUUUGGGGGUCCUGAAGUGAAGGCUGAUACCAAGAGCCAGCUAGGAAACCGUUACAGAGGUGAGAGGAGUCAUGGUGGGCCACUGGCUCCAUUCAGGGGCCACCACUGUCAUCUCUCCAGGUGUCCCCAGUCCUUGGCAGGGAUAGUAGACUCCAUGGCCCUUAGACUGCUGAGUGAUGACCUCAGAGACACCCCCAAUGCCCGAGAUGCUGUUCUGCCUCUCCCCAGGACACUGCCCUUCUGGGAAAUGCUGAGCACGGAGCUUGACCCCUGCCCGCCCCAAGGGUCUCUGCAUUAGAUCAUGGCUGGGGGAGCACAGCCGGGGAUCUCAAGACUUGCCCAGGACACUGCCCUGCCUGUGGUGUCCUCUGGACUGAAGUAUCAAUAAAGCCGUGUGAUUCUUUGUUGCCUCCAUCUGUGUCAUGGAGAAGUGCUGAUUUGAUGAGGGUGGCACAGCCUGACUCACCGCUCAUCAGGUGACAAUGGACUUUGCCAGACGCUCUACUCAAAUGGAAGACAUGACAACAAACCAGACUGUCUCCAAUCUCGGGAAAACACAUCCAGUUUAGGGGUCUUUUGGCUGGGUGUGUUCCUCAGUGGCAAGUCCC
Messenger RNA from Alexandromys fortis (reed vole), 1369 nucleotides. RefSeq names its product glycine rich extracellular protein 1 (gene Grep1). The record is from RefSeq and is a predicted model, not a curated record. NCBI's taxonomy places the organism in Eukaryota, Metazoa, Chordata, Mammalia, Rodentia, Cricetidae. The transcript is spliced from 11 exons. Bases 1 to 1059 code for a protein of 352 amino acids.